Rasamsonia emersonii CBS 393.64 is the source of this 1224-nucleotide messenger RNA. RefSeq names its product Chitin biosynthesis protein (Chs5). The transcript has 2 exons. Lineage: Eukaryota; Fungi; Ascomycota; Eurotiomycetes; Eurotiales; Trichocomaceae. Gene Ontology annotation, biological process: Golgi to plasma membrane transport; conjugation with cellular fusion. The coding region runs from base 1 to 1224 and encodes 407 amino acids. Gene Ontology annotation, cellular component: exomer complex; trans-Golgi network. The record is from RefSeq and is a predicted model, not a curated record. Gene Ontology annotation, molecular function: protein dimerization activity.
AUGUUGGUCUCCUUGACCGUUGGCAAGGUCGACGCUGGCGUUGCGGUCCUGUUGACCCAGGACAACCGACUGAUCGAAUUCCCAUCGGUCCUCCUCCCUAAGAACAUCACCUCGGGCAGUAUCGUCGAUAUCGAGGUCUCGCGCAACCAUGCCGCCGAACAAGCCAGCAUAGCCUCCUUCCAGGCGCUUCAGAAGAGGAUUCUGCACACAUAUGGUCUCCGCACCCCAAGUCCUCCCGUACUACGCCUGCGCAAUGCAACUCAGACAUCCCUGGUGCUGGAAUGGGACCCGAUCGACCUGGCUACCGCGUCCCUCAAAUCUCUGUCCCUCUACCGCAAUGGCUCCAAGGCAGGCUCAAUACCGCGGCCCCUGGAGAUGCUGAGCACCAAGAUCAGCGGUCUGGCCAUCCACACCGAAUACACAUUCCACCUCGUGUUGCGGACGUCGGCCGGGACAUAUCAGUCGGAGAAGUUAACCUGCCGGACUCACAAAAUGACUGAUCUGUCGGGCAUCACGGUUACGCCUGGUAUCAUGCCGGCGCCAGUGAAGGAGGCAUUGGCCCGAACGCUUGAUCGAAUCGGGGGCAAGAUGAUCGACACCGUACGCAUUGACACGACUCACUUUGUCUGUACGGAGGGUCGAGGUCCGCUGUGGGAGAAGGCGGUGGAGAUGAACAUCCCGGUUGUGCGUCCAGAAUGGGUGGAUGCGUGUGAGGCAGAGGGUACCAUCGUGUCAGUCCGGGGCUACUAUCUGAAUGCGGAUCCCAAGCAUCGACAGUUGGGACCGCGACCACGCUCUCAGCACCAGCACCAGCAACCUCCGCCGACGGCCUCGACAACGUCUGAACCCGCGCCUCCUACAGGGAGUCAGACGACUCUCCCAUCACGGCCUGGAACAAUGGAGCAUGCUGCGGAACAACCAACCACUCCGUUCCCAGGAGGCGAGCAGACCUCUGCGGCAGCUGGUCAGCAGAACCAGAAGGAAGAAGCCAACAAGACAGAAAAACCUCUACCGCCGCCUCCCAAGGAGGAUGCUCCUGAGAAGGAGGAGUCCAAGGAGAAAGUUGAGGAGGAAAAGAAAGAACAAGACAAAGCAGAAGAGGAGUCCAAGCAGGCAGAGGCAGAGGAAGAGGCUAAGUUGUCCGAAAAAGCAGCCGCAAAGGAGAACGGGGCGGCUCGUGCCAGAGAAGGCGAAGGGGAACAACUGGAUGAAGUGCCUCUGUAG